Molecule: messenger RNA, 1098 nt
Organism: Peronospora farinosa
Lineage: Eukaryota; Oomycota; Peronosporomycetes; Peronosporales; Peronosporaceae
Source: the annotation of a GenBank genome assembly
AUGUUCUUCGCCAAUGGCUUUGUUGAAACGAACCGACGAGCGUCGCCAAUCGAAGAGAAUGAUAUUCUUCGUGAGCUUUUACUGGAUAAUGAUUUCGUAUCCCCACGACAGCUCCAGCCAACAACAGGAAAGAUGUUUGAAGACUACAUCGAAAGCAGCAAUUCAGCUUCAACAAUAUGGACCUCCAAGCGCAACAACCAACAAGUAGAUGUUUCGUUCCCGCAAAUCUGCUUUGACAACUCGCUCCACUUCACACGUUUACAACCGUUAUCCACCCGUAGCUGUGCAAUCUUGUCGCUACCAAACCAAUCACCAAUGUCAGCUUCUGCCGUCAAUGCUAUUGUCUCGCCACCGCGCGUAUUCGGGCAUGACUUUGCUCGUCUUUCUCAACCGUUUUUCUAUGACAAUUUGUCAAUUGAUUCGGACAUGCGUGGGAUGAAGUCGGAAAAGUCGACGGUAUCGUUUCUGACGUCUUGCCUUCCUCCUACACCACUGCCCAUGUUGUCAAUGCCGCCCUUUAAGAAGAAUAAACUUUCGGUUGCUACCGUCGCAUCAAGCAGUGAACGAAAACAAUUGCGUUGCACACACCCGGACUGCCCGAAUCUUCGUCGAUCAGCAGGGUUCUGCAAUCGCCAUAGUGGCAAGGUGUGCAGUAUGUGCGGCUGCAACAAGUCUGCACUCAGCCGAGGAAAGUGCCCCGAGCACGGUGGUGGUUCGCGCUGCAAGAAAGAUGGGUGCUCCAAAUUUGCCCAGACACGGGGACUAUGUAAAUCCCAUGGUGGCGGCCGGCAAUGCAACGUCACUGGCUGCAUCAAGAACGCCCACCAAAAUCGAUUAUGUCGUUCGCACGGCGGUGGCAAGCGGUGUGACUACUUUAACUGCCCCAAGUGGGCACAACGUUCAGGAUACUGCUGCGCCCACACCAAGAUGAGUUCCAGUGGCACUUCAACAUCAAGUGGCGAUUCCCAACAUUCUCACUCCAACAUACCAGCAGCAAUAGUCACGUCGUCACCAGCUUCGUCUCUAUCUAUGUUCUCUGCUCCUGUACCGUCGCCGACGUUGCUGUCCCCGCAUCGUCUUUUCUCCUUGCUCCCGUAA